CCACAGUCUUCCUCCGUGUCUCUCGAAGGCGUCACUCUAUAAUCGGUUUUUUUUUUUUGGUUUCGUGAUUUUCGAAGGUUAAUCAGAAAAACAAAAUAACAAUGUCCGACUCCGAUAAUCUACAGCUUCAACAAUCAUCGACAGGGGCAGGAGUUGUUGAUGGGCAUACAGCUGCAGCUACUGAUGUUGGUUGGUACAUUCUUGGUGAAAACCAGGAAAACCUGGGCCCGUAUACUUUCUCUGAGCUAUGUGACCAUUUCAGGAAUGGUUUCCUACAAGAAACAACCCUAGCCUGGGCCGAGGGAAGAAGCGAGUGGCAACCAAUCUCUGCCAUCCCUGAGCUAACUUCUACGAUUUAUAGAGCUGAGGUUGAAGGUGCAUCUGGGUCGCUAAACGGAUCUAAUGCUGGAACCAAGCUACAGAAGCAAGAUAAACCUGCCUCUACUAGUAUCGAGGAUGAAUUAGAGAAAUGGCAGAGAGAGAUUAAAGAAGCAGAAGCGGAGGCUGAAAGAUUGAAAAGUGGGUCUGUCUCUAGUAGCUUUGGUACUGAGCUUGUUGAAGAUGAUCAAGGCAGGCCUUCUUCACCACCUGAUGGGGAAUAUGAGUUCACAGAUGCUGGAACUAGAUACAAGUGGGACAAAACUCUUAGAGUAUGGGCUCCUCAGGACGAUCCACCGGGUGGCGUUGACCCGUAUGGACUUGAAGAAAUGACUUUUGCUACGGAAGACGAAGUAUUUCCAGCAAUAAACAUUCUUGAUACUUCUGCUGAGAAGGAGGAUGAAUUGACUGGUGAGAAAGAAGAAGAUGGCUCUGAUGAGACCGCUGAAAUAAACACUAACCGCAAGAGAAAGCUGCCAGAACAAGAAACUGAAAAGAAGGAAGCAAACAAGCCUCCGGAGUCGUGGUUUGAGUUAAAAGUAAACCCACAUAUUUAUGUUACUGGGCUGCCCACUGAUGUCACUCUCGACGAAGAUGACACUGGCAAGCAUCGCAUAAAGCUUUACACUGACAAGGCGACAGGAAACUUAAAAGGCGAUGCUCUUAUCACGUAUAUGAAGGAGCCCUCAGUGGAUCUGGCAAUUCAACUGUUAGAUGGAGCUCCUUUACGUCUUGGUGACAAGCUCCUCAUGUCAGUUUCUCGAGCUAAAUUCGAGCAGAAAGGGGAGAGAUUUAUAACUAAGCAAACCGACAACAAGAAGAAAAAGAAGCUCAAAAAGGUCGAGCAAAAGCUGCUUGGAUGGGGUGGUAGAGAUGAUGCUAAGAUCUCAAUACCUGCAACGGUUGUUCUGCGCUAUAUGUUCAGUCCAGCUGAGAUGAGGAGUGAUGAGAGUCUGUGUGCCGAGGUAGAGGAAGACGUGAAAGAAGAGAGUUCGAAGCAUGGACCGUUUGAUUCAGUGAAGGUAUGUGAGCAUCAUCCACAGGGUGUUGUUCUUGUAAGAUUCAAGGAUCGAAAAGAUGCACAGAAAUGCGUAGAUGCAAUGCACAAUCGAUGGUAUGCAAAGAGACAGGUACAUGCGAGCAUUGACGAUGGGUCAGUGAACCAUGCCGCGGUUCGAGAUUUUGAUUUGGAAGCCGAACGGGUUUCCACGAGUACUCUGUUCAAUCGAGGUGUUGGAGUUCUUGAGCUUAGAUUGGUGAAUUCCGCGUUUAUAUUAGCCAAGAAAGGGCCACUUGGGACAAUAUGGAUUGCGGCCCAUUUGGAGAGGAAGCUUCGAAAGAAUCAGGUGGCUGAUACUGACAUCGGAGUCUCCGUUGAUUCUAUUCUCUUUCCGGAAGCUCCAAUCGCAUUGCGAUUGUCUAGUCAUCUUCUGCUUGGCGUGGUUCGUAUUUAUUCAAGAAAGGUGAAUUACCUAUUUGAUGAUUGCAGCGAGGCGUUGCUUAAGGUGAAGCAAGCUUUUCGCUCUGCUGCGGUUGACUUACCUCCUGAGGAAUCCACAGCGCCUUAUCACUCAAUUACGCUGCCGGAGACAUUUGAUCUUGAUGAUUUUGAGCUUCCAGACAAUGAACUCUUUCAGGGUAACUACGUUGAUCAUCAUGUUAGUACAAGAGAGCAGAUCACCCUUCAGGAUACAAUGGAUGGUGUUGUGUACUCAACAUCGCAAUUCGGAUUAGAUGAGCGAUUUGGUGAUGGCGACACUUCUCAAGCUGCUUUGGAGCUUGACGAGGAAGUAUUCCAGGAUAAGGAUGCUAUUGGAUCCGAGGAUGAGGGAGUUCAAGGCAAUGAUCACAAUGCAUAUAUGGAUGCGGCAACACCGGAGAUAAAGGAUGAAACGGUGACAGUUUCUGAAGCCAUGCCCAGAGAUUUCAAUCAAGAACAGGUGGAUGAUCGUGCUAUGAGGAAUGAGCUCGUUGAAGAUGCACAAGCUCCUCAAACUCCUGGAUUAGUUGAGGUGCCAAAUUCGUCUAGUGUCAGAGAGCAGCUGGCAUGCGAUGAUCACAUGGAGGUAGAGGAUCUGAAUGCAGAAGAAGGUAGGAAGGCCUCUGGAGAACUGGAUGCUAAUGAGGUGCAUAAACGUGAUGAAGACGUGUCCGCUGAAUAUAAUGCCGAAGAAUCAGCAGUUACUCCCAUGGAGGUGGAUAAGUCGCUGAUAGAUGAAAAUGCCAACGCAGAAAACGAGCAGGAGGAGGAGAGGGCAGAGCAUGUACAUGUUACAUCGCCAUGUUGUUCUCACAUCACAACGGAGAUGGAGGAUCUUGGUCAAGUAACGACUGAGGCAGGAACCGAUGUUAAUAACGAUGUAGCUGAUAAGUCAGAUGCUGUUCCUCCAGUAGAGUCUCCUGGAGGGCCAAAAGAUCCUGGAGAAGAAAACCGAGAUGCCAUUGCCACUGAGGCCAAUCAGGAAACAGAUUCUAGUUUACAAGGAGAUGGGCAAGUGUUUAGUAGACCAGAUGAGCAGCUGAAUAAUGCACACGAAACUGAUGAACAGUUGGGAGAUCUGACUGGAUUUACUGAGUCUGAUUUGUCUGCACCUGAGAAGGUAUUAGCAGCACCUAACAGACUGGGGGAUGAAAAUGGUUUCAUGGUGGAAUCUACGCCAGAUAAAGAAGACCCUCGUACAUGUAACGAGGAUGCGGAAACCAAUAACAUUACUGGGAAAAAACGCACUUUUACUGAGAGCACACUAACUGCAGAAAGUUUGAACUCUAUUGAGUCAGUUGGACUGAUUCAGUCGAAGAGAACUGCAGAAUCUGUUCCUGAUGACGAUGAUCUGUUGUCUUCUAUCUUAGUGGGAAAGUCAUCUUUUCUGAAGAUGAGGCCUACCCCUGUGCUUGAAGUAGCAUCUACAAAACGGUUGCGAUCUGCUCCCCGUUCUACUGCCACGAAGAGGAAGGUUUUAAUGGAUGACCCUAUGGUCUUGCAUGGCGACGUUAUACGGCAACAGCUGACAAACACUGAAGGUAUACGCCGUGUGCGAAAGAAGGCGCCUUGCACCAUUUCUGAAAUCCCGUAUGAUCUAAGAGGAAUCGUGAUAAUCGAGAAUGUUGACCGUCAUGCUUCUGUUGGAGUGGUGGAAGAUAAUGAAUGUUCUGUUAAGGCUGUGGAAGAAAAUGAAACUGAAGAAAGCUCUGCUCUUCAAGCUCGUCCAAAUGAUUCUGAGGAGCAACCUGCUGAGGCUCAUACUCCCCCACAGGAAGAAGGGAAAGAUGAUAACGAGCUUGGUGAAAAGAUUUGUGACGUGGAAGUUGCAAAGGAAGGCGAUGGAGCUGCUGAUGAAGUAAAUCUUUUAGUAAAUGACGAGAUCAGUCAAAUGCCUUUUGAGGACAAACUCGAUGGUGUAGAGGAUUUACAGGUGGAAGGAUGCCAUGAAAACCGUGAUGGAGGGCUAGGCGGUGAAGAUGUUAGUGCUGACGUUAACGAAAAAAGUUGCAGUGAUGUUAUCGAAAUUGCUGAAGGCGAUGUAGAUAACAACGCCACGCUCAAUGAGACAGACUUGAAAGUUGAAGAUGAACUUCCUUGUGAAGAUAAGAAGACAGAGGCAUCAGUUGAAGUUAGCGAGAUUGGGAUAGACGACCGGACUCCAUGCGAUAACACAGUUGGUUCUAUUGAAAGCGUAGAAGCUGGUGAUUUUAGUAAUCUGGCUUUGGAAACUUGCAACGAACAUCUUGUGGAAGAAAAUAAUGAUGGGGUGAAUCCAGAGAUAGAAUCUGGUAACAAAGACGAACCACAUAAUGAGAUGUUUGAUGAGGAGGCUUAUAUGCAAAGUGCACAAGAUGCAGAUCCUACUUCUCGUGAUGGUCUUAUGGGAGAUAAUGAUGAAAUGGAUACCAUGGAAGUGGCACAUGACACAGGAUUUUUGAACGUGGAUGAUGAUGAAGUAGAUGAAGACCAUGAAGACGAUGGCAUGCAAGAUGGUGAUGAGACUCGUCUUCUAGAGAACAGUGGAUGGUCUUCUCGUACUAGGGCUGUGGCGAAGUAUCUCCAGACGAUAUUUGAUAAAGAAGCUGAGAAUGGGAAGAAUGUUGUUGUGGCAGACAAACUUUUAGCUGGGAAAACCCGUAAAGAAGCAUCGAGAAUGUUUUUCGAAACCCUGGUUUUGAAAACAAGAGAUUACAUCCAAGUUGAACAAGCCAAGCCCUAUGAAAGUAUCAUCAUAAAACCGCGACCAAGACUCACCAAAUCCAUCUUCUAGAUGGAGAAAAAGAUCAAGCCAUAUAGUUGCAGAUAGGUAGUUUGGUCCAACCCGAAAAUAUCAUCCGAAAUGAUUCUCCUUCUCUAAAGUUAUAUACACUUUUCCUUUUUUUUAAGGCAAUGUAGUAGUAAUAGUAUCAAUGGUGUUGUAGCUUAACCAUCCAAGUAGCUGGAGAGGUUGGUGUUUGUCAUUGUUUUAUCGUUAUAUAUAUAUGAGUUGUUGUACGUGUAUAUAAAUUGGUGCCACCUUAUGAUCAUCACCAGUUUAAAUUUGAGAGAUGCUAAUUUUAUUUUCUUUGGAUAUCCGAAGUUCUCCUGUUUGUGGUUUUGAACUUGAGAGUACCGACGAACCAUUUUCUUAUUGAAUAAUAAUAUUUCCAUAUUCUAUUA
This is a messenger RNA of Thlaspi arvense, 5020 nucleotides long. The record is from the annotation of a GenBank genome assembly. Lineage: Eukaryota; Viridiplantae; Streptophyta; Magnoliopsida; Brassicales; Brassicaceae.